Medioppia subpectinata is the source of this 999-nucleotide messenger RNA. The record is from the annotation of a GenBank genome assembly. NCBI's taxonomy places the organism in Eukaryota, Metazoa, Arthropoda, Arachnida, Sarcoptiformes, Oppiidae.
AUGGUGAUUGGUCACCGGUUAGCUAUACGGCUAAAUGAGAUCGGGUUUCACGUAUACGCCGGAUGUCUGGACCCUCAGGGGUCAGGCGCUGAGGACUUGCGGACCAAAUGCAAACACGAGUCAGCGAUGUGUGUACUGGAGCUGGACGUGACCCGAGACGAUCACAUUGACCGGUGCUUUCAUAUAAUUGAGUCCGAUCUGCAAACCCGUGACUAUAAGUUGUGGUCAGUGUUGUACGGGUUACCAGAAAAUUCAUACCACUUCUUAGAUUAUCAUGUGGUAAGUCGUAUAAUAAUAACUGCCAGUUUGGGGGGUCGGGUGGCGGCGGAUAUGCUCGGCGCCUACUGUAUGACAAAAGCGGCGAUCAUAUCAUUCUCGGACUCAUUACGGCGUGAAAUGAGCAAGUUCAACAUCUCGGUCACCACGAUUGAACCUGGCGUAUUUAAAACGAGCAUGGUUAACAACGCUUGCCCCCUAUUACAAAGUUCCUGGAGCUGUACUGACCCAGAUAUUCAACAGAUCUACGGCCAGACCUAUAUCGACGAAGUGUUGCGCAUCGUUGCUGGCGGUGGAGGUCUGGCCGCCGACGCCGGCGAUGAUAUUGAUAUAGUGGUGAACGAUAUGAUGGCGGCAGUUGUCCGGCGCCGACCGGCCAGGUAUUACCGGCCCGUAAAGGGCCUGAUGCCUAGCCUAGCGGCUCGGUUUGUAGCCAUAACCCCACAGUGGAUGAUCGACUCGUAUUUUUGCUCAAUUAACCCUCUGGUACCGGUGGCUAUGACUGAGACAAACGGGUCAGAUCCCUUGGACACUGCGAUUGGCUGCGAUUCUGGUUUCGGCAAUGCAUUGGCGUUGCGAUUAAACUCAAUGGGAUUUCGAGUCUAUGCGUGUGUUUUGGACACAAACAGUACCGGAGCUCAAGAUCUGAGCAAUAAAUGCCAGUUUAAGGACGAGAUAUGUAUUGUGCGAAUGGAUGUCACUAUAGAUGAGGACAUCGAUUGG